AUGAAGUUCAACAAGGCCGUCAGUUCUUCUAGUCGCAAAGCCCGUAAGAGGCACUUUAAUGCCCCAUCACAUAUCAGACGGCGGCUGAUGAGCGCUCCUUUGUCGAAGGAGCUUCGUACAAAAUACAAGGUUCGUAGCAUGCCAAUCAGACGUGGGGAUGAAGUGCAGAUAGUGCGUGGAGAGCGCAAGGAGAAUUCCUCCGCUAAAGUUAUCAAAGUAUAUAGGAAGAAAUUCGUGAUCCAUAUCGAACGCGUCCAAUGUAAAAAAAGCAAUGGUGUUUAUGUCCCAAUCGGUAUUCACCCAUCGAACGUUGUUAUUACUAAGCUAAAGCUCGACAAGGACCGAAGAAACCUCUUGGAACGGAAGGCUGCUGCUAAACUUGCUGGCAUGGACAAGAACAAGUACACUGAGGAGGUUCUGGAAUCCUAG
This is a messenger RNA of Echinococcus granulosus, 429 nucleotides long. RefSeq names its product 60S ribosomal protein L26. The record is from RefSeq and is a predicted model, not a curated record. Lineage: Eukaryota; Metazoa; Platyhelminthes; Cestoda; Cyclophyllidea; Taeniidae. Bases 1 to 429 code for a protein of 142 amino acids. The transcript has 2 exons. Gene Ontology annotation, molecular function: RNA binding; structural constituent of ribosome. Gene Ontology annotation, biological process: cytoplasmic translation; ribosomal large subunit biogenesis. Gene Ontology annotation, cellular component: cytosolic large ribosomal subunit.